Molecule: messenger RNA, 2586 nt
Organism: Cuscuta campestris
Lineage: Eukaryota; Viridiplantae; Streptophyta; Magnoliopsida; Solanales; Convolvulaceae
Source: the annotation of a GenBank genome assembly
CCUAUGUCUCUAAAUGUGAGUGCUUGAACAAAAAACACUCUUGCAAUAAUGCAUGGAAAAAUGUGUAACAAAUACGGAGUAUUAAACUAUUAUAUAUGGAGUACAUUUUUAUCAGCAUUUUCAUCUGCUACAAUUUUACUAUACCCACUUUAACAAAGCUUUUGUGCAUGUAUGUGUGGUCAAGCUGCUGUCAUCACUCCACGCCAAGUAAUUUCUGGUUUAGGGGCACGUCAUGUCACGGCAGUUGCUGCAGCCAAGCAUCACACUGUUGUUGCAACAGAGACUGGAGAGGUUUUUACAUGGGGUUCUAAUAGAGAGGGCCAACUUGGCUAUACCUCUGUUGAUACUCAGCCCACACCUCGGAGAGUGAAUUCUCUAAGGUCGGCAGUAGUUGCGGUUGCUGCUGCAAACAAGCACACUGCUGUAGUCACUGACAGUGGUGAAGUGUUUACUUGGGGUUGCAAUAAAGAGGGUCAGCUUGGGUAUGGUACAUCUAACUCAGCUUCCAACUAUACUCCAAGGGUUGUUGAAUAUUUGAAGGGAAAAAUUUUCACUGGUGUUGCCGCAGCUAAGUAUCACACAAUUGUAUUGGGAUCAGAUGGGGAGGUUUUUACUUGGGGCCACCGUUUGGUCUCUCCAAAACGUGUUAUCAUUGGCAAAAACACAAAAAAAGUUGGGAGCACUUCUUUGAAGUUUCAUCGUAAACAUGUUGUAGCCAUUGCUGCUGGUACAACGCAUAGUGUGGCCUUGACAGAUGAUGGUGCUUUGUUUUAUUGGGUGUCAGCCGAUCCUGAUUUUCAACCUCUGCAGUUAUAUCCACUCUGUGGGAAAGAUAUUGUCAGUAUCUCUGCUGGGAAGUAUUGGACUGCUGCAGUUACUGUUACAGGUGAUAUUUACUUUUGGGAUGCAAAGACAGAAAGAGAUAUACCUCACUCAUUGAAUCGGUUGCAUGGAGUGAAAAAAGCUAGUGCCGUGUCUGUUGGAGAGACCCAUUUAUUGAUAAUAAGCUCUCUGUAUCAUCCUCUUUAUAUGUCUCAUGCUAUGGAUGAUCCGCAAAAGCUCAAGCCCAAGUUAAAAUGUGAAAUUGAUGAGCUUGAUGAAGGCUUUAUGUUUGAUGAUAUUGAGACAGAUGAAGUCUUGUCUCCUGUAAAAAAGGAGGAUGAAAAUAAGAGUGUGCCAAGCUUAAAGAGUUUGUGUGAGAAAUUGGCAGCGCAACAUCUGGUGGAGCCACGAACAGCUAUCCAAGUACUGGAAAUUGCGGACUCCUUAGGGGCUGAUGAGUUAAGGAAACAUUGUGAGGAUAUUGUUAUUCGGAACCUUGAUUAUAUCCUUGUAGUCUCAGGACAAGCGAUUGCCAAUAUAUCUUUGGAUAUCCUUGUCAGGCUAGAGAAACUAUUGGACUUGAAGUCAUCCGAACCAUGGAGUAAUCAUCGGCUUCCAACCCCUACGGCACCCUUCCCGACCAUAUUAUACAGCGAUGGAGAAGAGAGUAGUGAUAAUGAAUCUCUGAGAACGCGUGACUGUAGGAAGAAAAAGAAGGCAUCAAUUUGUAGAAAACAGGGUGAUAGACAGUUAGACAACUUUAUGCAGUCUUGUGAGGACAAAGAAUGGGUUUCAAAGCAGGUCCGAGCGUUGAGGAAGAAGCUGCAGCAGAUUGAGAUGCUUGAAGUGAAGCAGUCCAAGGGGCAGACCCUUGAUGCCCAACAAAUUGCUAAGCUUCAAACAAAGUUUUCUUUGGAACAUUCACUUUCUGAGCUUGGUAUUCCUAUCGAAGAGUUGCAAACUACCAUCUCUGUCAAUGGAAAACAAAAUACUGCUAAAGAGCUGGAGACAUCCAAUAGGAAGAGGAGAAAAAACAAACAUAAGCAUGCCCAGUCAGAGUUGAAGGAUGGUAACCAUGAAAUCAUUGCCGAGCCAAGUCAGGAAAAGGGUUGCUUGGUUGUUAGCAUUGCACCAGCUGAUACUAAGACACUGUUAGCAUUUGUGGCCUCGUGGGAAAGAGAAGCCAUAGAGUUUUGCUAUAAUCACACUUGCGUGUGAUUUGGAAUGUUAUAUGUAGUCCCAUUCAAAUUGGCAAAAAGUUGGUGAAAGGUGUGUAUAUAGUCAUUUAGGGAGUGGAUUUAGCAUCACCCUUAUUAUUAUAUACUCCCUCCGUCCAAAAAAGAAGUUCCCGGUUUGACCCGGCACGCACUUUAAGGAAAGUUGAAAUUGUCUUUGACUUUCCCAUAUUACCCUUAUGCCUACUCUCUUCCGAUCCUCAAUCCUCACUUCCUUCUGUGAAUCCUCAUACAUCUCCUUCAACCAUUAUUACCACAAAAAUUAACUUUCUUACACAUAAAAUUAAAUUGAGGAAUUGGGGAAAUCUGGGAAAUUUAUAGUUAGAACUAUGAACAAAUAUGGGAAGCUUUGGGAAAAAAGAAAAAUUAAAUGGGCGGAGGUGAUGGAGAUUAUACUACAUUAGACCUGUCCGGAUCCGGCCGCCACACACCUCCGACCACCGCCUCGGUUUUCCGGUGCUCCCAAUCUUGGGUGACGGGAAAAAAUAAGAAGGGGAGACAUUAGAUCUGUUCGGAUCCGGCCGCCACA